AUGGCUGUUUCUUCCUCGCACAGAACCUCCUCCUUUAAGCCUGAGGAGUAUCCCAGACACACUCUCUCGCUCUUCGACAGACUCUGCUGGGCCUACUACAUCCACUUCCCCUUCUACUUGAUGACCUCUGGUGAAGCCUUUUUCAUCCACUCCUUCAUGCUCUUGUUCUUUUCUCUCAUCAUCUACGGCACCUGUGCCUACUUGCCCUCCUACAUCUUCUACUUUAUCUCCAGAAGCUACUACUACUUGACUGGCAACGACUUCAAAGUCCUAUUCAAAUCGCUCAAUCUCUCUGACCUUUUGUAA
Molecule: messenger RNA, 306 nt
Organism: Ascoidea rubescens DSM 1968
Lineage: Eukaryota; Fungi; Ascomycota; Saccharomycetes; Ascoideales; Ascoideaceae
Gene: TSC3
Product: Tsc3p
Exons: 1
Coding region: 1-306 (101 amino acids)
Source: RefSeq, a predicted model, not a curated record